Messenger RNA from Scutellospora calospora, 673 nucleotides. The record is from the annotation of a GenBank genome assembly. Lineage: Eukaryota; Fungi; Glomeromycota; Glomeromycetes; Diversisporales; Gigasporaceae.
AUGAUUCAUAUUGAAACUGUUGAAACUAAUGAAAUAUUUAAUGAUAUUUUAAAUAGAGAAGAUAGUGAUAUUAUUGUUCAAAGUAUUAAAUCUUCUAUAGCUUUAACUUCAAAUACAAAUACUUCUUCUUUUAAUAUUUUGAAUGAAACUACUUCAAAUAUAAAUACUUUUUCAAAUAUUUUGAAUAAAACUAUUUCAAAAAAACUUAGAAAAAAAGGAACUAGUUGGACUUCUAAUUAUAAACUAUAUAUUGGUAUUAUAAUUCAUUGGAUAUCAGCUGAUUUUAAAUUAUACCAAGUAUUAUUAUUAUUAGAAGAAAAUUUAUACUCACAUACAGCAAUAAAUAUUUUUCAAAAAUUAAAAUCAAUAUUUGAACAAUUUAAUUUAGAAAAUAAAUUUAUUGCUAGUGUUACUGAUAAUGUACCAAAUAUGAUUGCAGCUAUGAAAAACUUCAAAAAUAUUAAACAUAUAAGAUAUGUAGCAUAUACUAUUCAAAUUUCAGUUAGAAAAAGAAUUGAAGAAAUUAAUAGUUUAGUAAUUAGAAUUUCAAAUUUAAAUAAAUUUUUAGUUAAUCCUAAUAAAUAUCAUGAAAAAUUAAGAACAAUUCAACAAAAUAAUAGUAUAGAAUUAACAAUUUUAGAUAGUUAUGAUAAUAUUGUUAAUAAUGAUAAUA